Nycticebus coucang (slow loris) is the source of this 3480-nucleotide messenger RNA. RefSeq names its product matrix metallopeptidase 25 (gene MMP25). Gene Ontology annotation, cellular component: extracellular matrix. Gene Ontology annotation, molecular function: metalloendopeptidase activity; zinc ion binding. NCBI's taxonomy places the organism in Eukaryota, Metazoa, Chordata, Mammalia, Primates, Lorisidae. Gene Ontology annotation, biological process: extracellular matrix organization; collagen catabolic process; proteolysis. The record is from RefSeq and is a predicted model, not a curated record.
CGCGUGGUGGGAGAAGCUGGGGUGGCAGCUGGGGCUGCUCACCGCCGCUCCCCAUCUGGGCGUCCUGCCGGGCCUUGGUGCUUUGAAGCACUGGGAGGAGGGUCCCUAGGUACUGGCAGUGGGGCAAGGGCCACCGCAGGACCGGCCCCUUCUCGCUGGACGUCGGAAGAUUUGGCCACUUCCCCAGACACGCCCUUACCGCUUACUGAGGUGCGCCCCAGCCGCCCCGCCCUUACCGGCCGCCGCUCGAGCCGGGGAAGUGGGGAAGCCGGCGCAGCGUCCGGCGGGGACAGGACUAGACCCGAGACCCUGAAAGGCCGCCGCAGCAGGGCCAGAAGCCGACCUCGGUCCUCUCUUUCUCAGCCCUCCUGGGACCCCCAGUCCUGCCAGACCCAGCGAGUGACCCCAGGACCCUGGGCCCUCAGCUGACUGCCGCGCGCCCCCGACACUAGCUUGCCUUCCGGGACCCCGGACCUCCGACACACUCCAUUCUUCCUGCCCGCCCCUCCUACCCUGUGCCAGGUCCCCCAGACCCUCUCUAGCCAUAACCUCCUCCCCCAGGUACCCGGGGCGACUUGAGUCAGACCCCUUUUGAGCCGCGCCAUGCGGCUGCAGGUGCUUCGGCCCUGGCUCCGGCUCCUGGCGCUGUUGCUGCCUCUGCUGCCGCCGCCCGUACUGGCCUCGAAGCCCGCCGCGCAAGACGUGAGCCUGGGCGUGGACUGGCUGACCCGUUAUGGCUACCUGCCACCACCCCACCCCGCCCAGGCUCAGCUGCAGAGCCCUGCGAAGCUGCGGGAUGCCAUCAAGGUCAUGCAGAGGUUUGCGGGGCUGCCUGAGACCGGCAUCAUGGAUCCAGCAACAAUAGCCACCAUGCAUAAGCCUCGCUGCUCCCUGCCAGAUGUGCUGGGAGUGGCAGGGCUGGUCAGGCGGCGGCGACGGUAUGCUCUGAGUGGCAGUAUGUGGAAGAAGCGAACUCUGACGUGGAAGGUUCAAUCCUUUCCCCAAAGCUCCCAGCUAAGCCAGGAGACUGUGCGAGCCCUCAUGAGCUAUGCCCUGACUGCAUGGGGCGUUGAGACAGACCUCAAGUUCCAUGAGGUGGAUUCUCGUGGCCAGGAACCUGACAUCCUCAUUGACUUUGCCCGGGCCUACCAUCAGGAUAGUUACCCCUUUGACGGGCUGGGGGGCACCCUAGCCCAUGCCUUCUUCCCUGGGGAACACUCCAUUUCUGGUGAUACUCACUUUGAUGAUGAAGAGACCUGGACUUAUGGAUCAAAAGAUGGUGAGGGUACCGACCUGUUUGCUGUGGCUGUCCAUGAGUUUGGCCAUGCCCUGGGCCUAGGCCAUUCCUCCGCACCCAACUCCAUUAUGAGGCCCUUCUACCAGGGCCCAGUGGGUGACCCUGCCAAGUACCGCCUGUCCCAGGAUGACCGAGAUGGCUUGCAGCAGCUCUAUGGGAAGGCAUCCCAAACCCCAUAUGACAAGCCCACGAGGAAACCCCUGGCUCCUCCUCCCCAGCCCCCAGAAAGCCCUUCAGACCCAGUCCCUAAUCGAUGUGAGGGCAAUUUUGAUGCCAUUGCUAACAUCCGCGGGGAAACUUUCUUCUUCAAAGGCCCCUGGUUCUGGCGUCUCCAGCCCUCAGGACAGCUGGUGUCCCCGAGGCCUGCGCGGCUGCACAGCUUCUGGGAGGGUCUGCCCACCCAGGUGAAGACUGUCCAGGCUGCCUACUCCCGGCACCGAGAUGGCCGAAUCCUGCUCUUUAGCGGCCCCCGGUUCUGGGUGUUCCAGGGGCAGCUGGAGGGCGGUGAGCGGCCGCUCACGGAGCUGGGGCUGCCCCCGGGAGAGGAGGUGGAUGCCGUGUUCUCCUGGCCCCUGAACGAAACCUACCUGAUCCGGGGACAGCAGUACUGGCGUUAUGAUGAGGCUGCUGCGCGCCCCGACCCAGGCUACCCACGCGACCUGAGCCUCUGGGAAGGGGCGCCUUCCGCCCCUGACGACGUCACUGUCAGCAGCACAGGUGACACCUACUUCUUCAAGGGUGUCCACAACUGGCGCUUUCCCAAAGACAGCAUCAAGACUGAAUCGGACUCCCCCCAGCCCAUGGGGCCUAAGUGGCUGGACUGUCCCGCCCCCAGCUCUAGCCCUCGCUUCCCCCGACCCCCUAAAGCGACCCCGGAGUCAGGACCCUGCAAUUGUCAGUGUGAGCUCAAUCAGGCUUCUGGGCAGUGGCCCACGCCUCUCCUGCUGCUGCUCUUGCCCCUGCUGUCGGUGGGCGUCGCCUCCCCAUAAAAGGGACGAAGUGAGCUUCCUUCUCGGAAGGGCCGGAGCCCCACCUCUGGAGCCCCCUUGCCUGUUCCCAGGGCCCGGGGCUCUUGCGCGACCGGCACAGGACGGACUACCCCACCCCAGGCCGCCGUCUCGGGCGCCUCGCUCCCGACCCGGGGGCCGCCAGGGGGCGCUGCGGACUCUCUCUACGGAGCCUUGUGGGAACAGGGCGGGGCGCAGGUGCGGGAUUGUGGACCCUGGAUUAGGGGCCGGAUUUACACGGGGGUUGAAGGACAGAGGGUUGGACCUUGGCCUAGACACACUGAUUGGAAAAAACCCGGCCGCCGGCCUCGCGCUUCCCCCCGCAGGCCGUUCCUUUUCCCGGAAGGGCCAGCCUUUCUCGCACUCUAUCCUGCCCCCACCCCUGCUGGCGACAGCGUUUGAGAUCCUUGUGGAUCCUUACAAGACAGGGCUUGUGGGGAAACUAAACCCAGCCAUCUCCCACACGCUGCUCCGAGUUUCCCUGCGGCUCCUCAUCCUGUCCCUGCUGCCACGACAUUCCACUAGUCACUGCACAUUCGUGGGGACCCAGGACCCAGCCCCAACCUAGAGACCACCCCUGAGGACCCAUGCCUCACGUACAGCGCGCUCCGGAGCACUCUGGGAGAUGUUGGUCUCAUUUCCAGUCACCCCCAUCUAGGCCACGCACCUUGGAUGCCACUCUCUUGCCUUAAAAAAUUUCUUCCAUGGCUCAGUGCCCGUAGCACAGUGGUUAUGGCGCCAGCCUCAUACACCAAGGGGCGCGGGUUCGAACCCGGCCCAGGCCAGCUAAACAACUGCAACGAAAAAAUAGGCGGGCGUAGUCCCAGCUAUUUGGGAGUCUGAGGCAAGAGAAUCGCUUAAGCCCAGGAGUUUGAGGUUGCUGUGAGCUGUGAUGACAAAGUGAGACUUUGUCUCAAAAAAAAAAAAAAAAAAAAACUCUUCAAGCCUUCAACCCUGAGUUUCUACAGUUUCCCCUAGAAUAGCUUGGCUGCCAUCAGCUAAAUGCCAGUGGGGAGAUGGUGGACUAAAUCCUCUCUCAGGCCCACCACUGCUCCCCACUCCCUGAGGGUCCUAGUUCUUGGGUAAGGGAUUGGUGGAACCUGGGCUUCUCAGUCACCCCCUACUCCCCACAGAUUCAGAACCUAAAUCAUUGCUUCUGGAACCAUGCUUCUAGAC